This is a messenger RNA of Acyrthosiphon pisum (pea aphid), 717 nucleotides long. RefSeq lists its product as uncharacterized. The coding region runs from base 1 to 717 and encodes 238 amino acids. The record is from RefSeq and is a predicted model, not a curated record. NCBI's taxonomy places the organism in Eukaryota, Metazoa, Arthropoda, Insecta, Hemiptera, Aphididae. The transcript has a single exon.
AUGUCUACUGUCUUUGGGUGGGUGCUCAUGGGAAAAACGUCUAGUUCACCAGACAGGAACAUAGUCACUAUGUGCUCAACCACGGAUUCGGUAGAAAGAAAGUUACAGCGUUUUCUAGAAAACGAAGACGUUCCAAUCGUAGAGAAAUCUAGUCAGGCUGACUUGGAAUGUGAACGAAUAUAUCAAUCGACCACAACGCACCAAUCGGAUGGUCGUUAUAUAGUGCACUUACUAUUCCAGAAAGACCCACCACUUCUCGGGAAAUCGAAAAACGUGGCAUUGCAUCGGUUAGAGCAGUUGGAAAAUCGGUUCAAACGGUUUCCUAAGCUCCGUAAGGAGUACCACAACGCAAUGAAAGACUUUUUGGACUUGGGUCAUAUGUCUCAAAUAAAAGUGCCAUCAGUCGAUGAACAGACGGGUGCGUCUUAUAUUCCCUAUCAGGCAGUGCUGCGUCCGGAGAGUACAACUACGAAAACGCGUAUUGUUUUCGACGCUCCGGCAAAAUCUUCUUCAGGACUAUCUUUCAACAAUAACCUUUGGUGUGGAGCAAAACUACAACAGGAAUUACCCAGCAUAGUCCUACGUUUCAGACUACAUUUCAUUGUAUUUACUGCUGAUAUAAAGCAAAUGUUCCGUCUAAUAAAAGUGAUCGAAGCUCACCGGCUAUAUCAACGUUUACUAUACCGCAAAAUGAGCCGAUCCAGGAGUACGAAAUGA